Molecule: messenger RNA, 774 nt
Organism: Talaromyces stipitatus ATCC 10500
Lineage: Eukaryota; Fungi; Ascomycota; Eurotiomycetes; Eurotiales; Trichocomaceae
Exons: 2
Coding region: 1-774 (257 amino acids)
Source: RefSeq, a predicted model, not a curated record
AUGGGUGCAAGGCGUUUGCACUUAAAUCAGAAUAUCAGAAGAAGGAAAACCGACUCCAACGCUUCAAUGAUUUGGAAUCCGCACACUGGAAGGAUUGUGCGUGCAAGGGAUGUUUUGUUCAACAAGAAGGUAGUUUUCAGCGGAAAGAAGGAGGAUCUUGAGGAUGACCUUUUAUAUAUGACUAUUAAGGAAAUCACUCAACUGCUAAACAAAGUGGACCUCAGCGCACAGCAGGAUGUUUCAGGAACUGAUGAUAAUGUUAUCACUGAUAUAGAUGAUGUAAUUUUUGACGAUUCUAGGCACAGUGACGAAGAUAUUAAUAUGACCAGCUCAGCAAUUGGUUCUGGAUUAGAGGAUCUCAAUCAACCUGAAUCUAAUCUAACCGGCCCAACUCUGGCGCCAGGAGAAGGCUUGUUAGAAGGGAUUGAUAAAUAUGCUUACCCUACACCUCCAAAUACACCUCCAAGUGCAUUGUUGGCAGGUAGCAUAACUAUCGUUCAAGAAGAUGACCUUACCUUCCUCCGUCAAAGCUCUAAGCUUGGAGCUGGCAAGUCAACUGGCGAGGCAGGUGCAACAAGUACUCUUGUCCAGGAAGCAGUCUCUAGGGCAAGUGCAACAAGUACUCUUGGAGAUGUAGGCAAGGCUAGGGCAACAAGUCCACUUGCUGAAUUCGGGGCAAGUGCAACAAGUACUCUUGAUCUGCGUGACACCAUGAGAAGCUCACGACGCAAUCAUAGCAAGCUACCAAUCGCUGCUGCUUUAACAACGCAAUGA